Cariama cristata (Red-legged seriema) is the source of this 1638-nucleotide messenger RNA. RefSeq names its product arginyl aminopeptidase (aminopeptidase B)-like 1 (gene RNPEPL1). The transcript is spliced from 10 exons. NCBI's taxonomy places the organism in Eukaryota, Metazoa, Chordata, Aves, Cariamiformes, Cariamidae. Gene Ontology annotation, biological process: proteolysis. Bases 1 to 1638 code for a protein of 545 amino acids. Gene Ontology annotation, molecular function: zinc ion binding; metalloaminopeptidase activity. The record is from RefSeq and is a predicted model, not a curated record.
AUGUUUCAACAGAUCUGGUGGCUGGAUCCAGAACUGACGUAUGGCAAUGCCAAGCCAUUUGUCUUCACGCAGGGCCACUCCGUGUGUAACCGGUCUUUCUUCCCCUGCUUUGACACACCAGCAGUGAAAUGUACCUAUUCCGCUACUGUCAAGGCUCCAGCAGGCAUACAGGUAUUGAUGAGUGCCACCCAAAGUACCUACUUAGGAGAAGAAGGUGUCUAUCAGUUUUACAUGGAAUAUCCAGUACCUGCCUACCUAGUGGCCCUGGUGGCAGGAGACCUUAUACAUGCAGACAUAGGUCCAAGGAGCAGAGUGUGGGCAGAGCCUUGCCUGCUACCAACAGCCAUCAGCAAGCUUUCUGGCAUUGUUGAGCGCUGGUUGACUGCUGCAGAGAGUCUGUAUGGCCCAUAUAUAUGGGGAAGAUAUGACAUUGUUUUUCUUCCUCCAUCUUUCCCUAUUGUUGCCAUGGAAAACCCAUGCCUGACCUUCAUCAUCUCUUCCAUUCUGGAGAGCGAUGAGUUUUUGAUCAUUGACGUCAUUCAUGAAGUUGCCCACAGCUGGUUUGGAAAUGCAGUCACCAAUGCUACAUGGGAGGAGAUGUGGCUGAGCGAGGGGCUAGCCACGUAUGCACAGCGCCGGAUCACCACUGAGACUUACGGAGCUGCCUUCACGUGUUUGGAGACUGCAUUCCGCCUUGAUGCUCUCCACAGACAGAUGAAGCUCCUUGGAGAAGACAACCCGGUCAGCAAGCUUCAGGUUAAACUGGAGCCAGGUGUAAAUCCUAGUAAUUUAAUGAACCUUUUCACCUAUGAGAAAGGCUACUGCUUUGUUUACUACCUGUCCCAGCUCUGUGGUGACCCAAGACACUUUGAUUCCUUCCUAAGAGCCUAUAUUGAGAAGUACAAAUUUACCAGUGUUGUGGCUCAAGAUCUUCUGGAUUCCUUCCUGAGUUACUUUCCAGAGCUGAAAGAGCAAUGUGUUGAGAGCAAAGCAGGACUGGAGUUUGAACGUUGGCUCAAUGCUACAGGACCUCCGUUAGCUGAGCCAGACUUAUCUCAGGGAUCCAGUCUGACCAGACCAGUGGAGAUGCUCUUCAAACUCUGGACCACAGAGCCUCUGGACUCUGUUGCUGCUGCCAGCAGUGUUGACCUCACUAAAUGGAGAACGUUCCAAACCGUGCUUUUCUUGGACAGAUUGCUGGAUGGGUCACCACUGCCACAUGAGGUGAUAAAAAAGCUUUCGGAAUGUUACUCCGCUCAGCUGGACUCCAUGAAUGCAGAAAUCCGUAUCCGCUGGUUGCAGAUUGUAGUCCGAAAUGACUAUUAUCCAGACCUUUACAAAGUCCGUCGCUUCUUGGAAAACCAGAUGUCACGGAUGUACACAAUUCCACUUUAUGAGGACCUUUGCACUGGCACCCUCAAGUCUUUUGCCUUAGAAAUUUUUUACCAGACCCAAAACCAGCUGCACCCCAAUUUGCGGAAAACCAUCCAACAGAUCUUAUCACAGGGCUUGAAUCCACUUCCUGCCAUAGACACUACAGCAGUCGCUACAGACACACCAGCAAUGGUGCUUGAGGACAAAGUCUCAGAGGCCACAAAUGGUGCCAUUUCACUCAGGGAUGUUAAUGUGUCUGCUUAG